AUAUCGCGCAUGCGCAAAUACACUACGAUCACGAAUUGACCUAGCAACAACAACACAGGAAGAAGAAAUAUGGCUGAAGUUGAAGAUAUAGUCAAGAGGUUAAUGCAGCACCCUGGUGUGACUGGAGUUGUAAUUGCCAGUUGUGAGGGAAUUCCUAUCAGAACGACAUUUAACAACGAAAAGGCGACACACUAUGCAGCCCGAUAUGUUGAUUUAAUCAACAAGGCCAGGAGAUGUGUCCAAGAUACUGACCCUACAAAUGAUUUGUCAUUCGUCAGAGUCCGUACCAAAGCUCACGAGAUAAUGGUUGCACCAGACAAAGAUUUCAUAUUGAUUGUGACUCAGAAGCCAUCGGAGGCAUGCUGAUUAUACUUCAAAGAAUGAGGAGCAAUUUUGCCCAGGGGUAGAGUUGACAUUUCUUCUUUUUCAUCUUAAUCUCACUUAAUACCUACCAUUGAGAUUCAUGCAACAGACAUGUAUGAUAUCUUCGGCAAGGGAUGGUUUAUUAAUCGGUCAAAUCUCAAAAGUACUCCAUUCCAUGGUCUGCAACAUUCAUUUGGAGACUAUUUGAGAGAGAGUUCAAAGUAGAUUUUGAACAAUGAGAAAUUGUCGCUUUCCGUGUUAUGUACAGGUUUAUUGUAUUCCCAUUGAAGAUACUUCAUACAUCAUUGUUGUAAUGUCAAUCUUGAAAAUUUCAAUAGGAACUCUUUUUUGGUUUUUACCCCUUUUUUUUAUUAUGCUGAAGCUUUGAUGCAUUCACAAUUGCCCCGUCUAUUAUGUUAGGCUUAAUACAUACAUAUAAUCGCAAGGUUGUGAGUUCGAAUCCCCGCUCUGCCAUAGUCUCCACUUAGAUAAAAGACCCGAGAGUAAUAUCUGUCGUCUAUAAGGUCAGUAACUUAACGGAAACUGUUUACUAUGUAAUUGGCUAUAUACCAGCUGGCGUUUACCAGCAAAAGCUGUCCUGCCGAGUUCCUAUGGCAGGAGAAAUUUGAGAUCUAUAUACACUUUCUUUUUUCCUCAACACCAGGCAUUUCAAGAGGCAUUAUUUCAAGACUACCCCCCCUCCAAUCCCUGUGCUUUUGGUGGCGUACACCACUGAAUUAUGUCCCAUUGUUGGUACCUUAAAUUCAGGUUAUAAGAAUCGUAAGUUUUGGAAACUGAAACAUUUUGUGAAUCUUGAUAUUAAACUAGGAAGUCUGUAGUAGUUGCUUCAGGUCACACGUCUGUCUGUGCUCCAUGAAGCAUCAAUUUUUUCUGUAAUUUCUUUGAUUACUUUCUACUCUAGAAUAAAUUGGUUGUAUAUACUUGUACAUUGUAUGAUAUACAGUAGAAAAUAUUUAUUUCAUGAAAUUUAGUCCUUUGUCAAGAGCAAUAAAUGAGCAGUCCUCCGUAAAAACAUUUUUAUUGGAAAGUAUUAUUUUUUUUUAAUGAUAGUUUUGAAUUGCCCAUGACUGUAGAUCUAUUCUUUGUUUGGGUUGUAAGGAAAUCUUUGCCCUUCCGGACUAGGUUUAUUUUUACGACACCGAUAUCCACUAGCAAGUCAUGCAUAAAACGUGUCUCAAGAAAACCAAAUCCCUGUAUUAUCAAUUUCUGAUUCCAGCACAGCUUAUUUAGUAUUUGAUAUUAUAGAAUGAUGAUGAGGAUUCCAAUCAAAUAAUUGGCUGAAAUUGAUCACAUGACCAGUAAGUCAUAACAGGGAAACUCGCGAAUGACUGGUACUAAUGACUAGUUUCAUUGAUCAGUCAUGGGUCCCGUAACUCAAAGGUUAGCUAUUAAUUGUACGCUUGAUUUUGACGAUUGAUUGUACAUUGUAGUCGAUGCAAUCAAUCAUAGAAAAAUGUUCUACGAUCAUUGCUAAGCUUUGUGUUACGGGCCCCUGGUUUCAAGAUGAGGAUGGUUUAUCAAAUAACAAGGAUCCACAUCAAUAUCUUUUAAAACAUAUGGUUCAUAUCAUUUUGCUUGAGUCUUAAGGGGUGUUGCAAGAAAAUAUUGGCAAUCAAUUGCAAAUAUUCUGUUGCAAUUUUACAACUGAACGAUUGAUUUUAGUUUUAGCAAAUCAGAUUACACUCCUUGUUUCAAAGAGCAGAUAAGCAAUCAAUCUUGAAUUUGUGAUUAAUUGCAAGACAUGAUUGAUUUACGGACGAAAAGUAGAUUUCCAGUAGAUUUCUUGCAACACCCCAUUAGAAUAAUUACUGACUUGUUGCCUUUGAAUCGGUCCAAAUGCCCUCAGCUCUGCCUCAGGCAUGUCAGAAUUGUUCCAGAGAUACCUUUUUUGUAUAAUGCUUACUACUGUCCCUGAUGAUCGAAUGAUGUGUAAUAUUUUUUCCACUAGUUCAAUCACUUUUGUUUGUGUAAAUGCACAUAUAAACUUCAGAUUUAUAUUCAUGUAUAGACAUCAAAUUACUUCUGGGUGUGUAAUUUAUAUUUUUGUCGGGUGCGUCGUGGUCUAGUGGUUCUGACUCUCGCCUUUUAAACAGAGGGUCGUGGGUUCGAAUCCUAGCCAUGGCGUAUUUUCCUUCAGCAAGAAAUUUAUCCACACUGUGCUGCCCUCGACCCGGGUGAGGUAAAUGGGUACCGGCAGGAAGUAAUUCCUCAAAAAGCUGUGCGCACCAGAAUCGGUAGACUAGCUUAGCCGGUGUAAUAUAGGAGCGCCUUGAGCACCUAGCAAGGUGAAUAUGUGCGCUAUACAAAUCCUGUAUUAUUUAUCAAGGAAAGGAAAAUUAGAGUUGAAAUUAUUUAAUAAAAUCCUAGUUCACUGCACAUUGUUUGUUACAGAGAAAGAACUCUGCAGGUCUACCUUUAACAUUCAAGAUAUUCUAUUGCCAUGUCUUUAUAUUAUUGUAGGACAUUUAAAGGCGCAUGUAUGUGAAUAUUUGUAAACAAAUACAUAUGAAAUACCAGUUACACUGUAAAAAUGAAGAGCUAAUUUAGCACUUAAAGUGCAGUCACUAUACAAGCACUAUAAGUACUAAAUUAGCACUUCAUUUUUUACAGUGUAGUAUGUAUCCUUACAUCAUCAGCCACCAGAAUUUUAAUUUGAUGCAUGACGAAAGAUUUACACAAGAUUUGACAGUGAAUCUGUGCAGUUGUUUUGGGACAGUAUUCACUUGACCCUGUACAAUGAAUAAUAUCUCAUGAAGAUAUAACCCAAAGAAUAUCUUCCUUACCAAAUCAGUAUACCAUAAUCUAAAAAGCAAAUCUCAAAGUUUCUUUUUCCUUUCAGUUGCUUGUACCAUUUUAUUAGCAAUGGUACGAAAAAUACACGGACAAUUUAUGAUUCCUUUUUGGAAAAAAAGGAAAUAGGAAAUUCUCACCAAUUUGCACCAUUUGUUCAUGAUGUUGUAAAAACAUGACGAAAUCAUUUUAAUUUAUUUCCUGCCAAAUGCCAAUUAUAUAAUUGAUCAAGCUUUUUUUCGUUUAUGCUAUCUUCCAACCUAUAUAUGUAGGUAUUUAUUCCCUGUAUAUUACCAUUGCCUGCUGUUAACAAUUAAUGUUUGGGUUCAAAUUAUUUUAAGAUUCAGUCAGUUUUGUUUGAUAUUAUUACGAUCGUUCAUUAUCAUAGAAAUAAAUAAUGAAAAUGAA
Messenger RNA from Lytechinus pictus (painted urchin), 3582 nucleotides. Its product is annotated as dynein light chain roadblock-type 2-like. Gene Ontology annotation, cellular component: cytoplasm; cytoplasmic dynein complex. Gene Ontology annotation, biological process: microtubule-based movement. Lineage: Eukaryota; Metazoa; Echinodermata; Echinoidea; Temnopleuroida; Toxopneustidae. Gene Ontology annotation, molecular function: dynein intermediate chain binding. The record is from RefSeq and is a predicted model, not a curated record. The transcript has 4 exons. Bases 70 to 366 code for a protein of 98 amino acids.